AUGGCGUUUUCACGUCUGCCCUCCGCAGACUUCUCUAUCAUCAUCAAGUGCAGGUGGGCCCGGCAGAAGCGGCAGGAGUCUGAGGCCCCGGGAGAGACGCGACGGAGGCCCCGGGAGAGACUCGGCGGAGGCCCCGGGAGAGACGCGGCGGAGGCCCCGGGAGAGACUCGGCGGAGGCCCCGGGAGAGACGCGGCGGAGGCCCCGGGAGAGACGCGGCGGAGGCCCCGGGAGAGACUCGGCGGAGGCCCCGGGAGAGACGCGGCGGAGGCCCCGGGAGACUCACGGUGGAGGCGAACCCCCUCCCCAGAGAUUGA
This is a messenger RNA of Knipowitschia caucasica, 315 nucleotides long. The record is from the annotation of a GenBank genome assembly. NCBI's taxonomy places the organism in Eukaryota, Metazoa, Chordata, Actinopteri, Gobiiformes, Gobiidae.